AUGGAAAGCGACGACGAGCUCGACUACGACGACGGCUACAACGAUGAACACGACGAUGAGCAGGACGACGGAUUCGACGGAAUGGAAUACGGCAAUGAUCCCUACGAGGACUGGGACCCCUACGAAGACGACGACGACGACCUCGACCCUCUGCAGGCCGCGCCAGACCAUCUGAGCGCGGUACGCAACCUUGCCAUGCUUUAUUCCCGCCUCGACUUUGGCGAAGACGUCCCUUCGACCAAGCAGAUUGUCCAGGAACUUCGCAGGCAGGACGAGCCCGUGGCGCAGCUUGACGCCUCGUUCCUCGAGCUCGGCAGCCAAAAGACCGCCGCGCUCCUCUCUCUGAUCGCGUCGUACCCAGGCACCUGGAACCAAUCGGGCCCCUCUGUGCAGCUCAUCGACUCGGCCGAUGCCAGUCAGGACCAACAGAGGCACCAAUGGAGGAGGGUCGAGCACCUGGCCACCAUCUCGGUCAAGUCGCACCGGCCGCAACCCGACUUUGGCCAGCUGCGCUGCCUCACGCUCAAGGCAAAUGAGCUGCACGACGAUUGCCUAGCACCACUCUCCCUCUACAUCCAGCAGGCCCACUCCCUGCAAACUCUCAGCCUCGUCGGCAAUGAGUUGGGCUCGGAUCCGGUCGCUUUCGGUGCCUUUGGCCGCUCCGUCGCUCACUCGGGGAUCCGCAGCCUCAACCUCAGCACCAACCCCAUCCAGCCUCGCUCCCUCGCCAGCCUGCUUAGCUCCCUUCAGCACGAAGCGAGCUGCCUCGAGGUCCUCAUCCUCAGAGAUGUCCAAAGCCGCGGAAAGCCAUGGAAGUCGGAGUCAUGGCGGCUCGGCGACGAGAUGCUGGCCGCCGCAAGGGCCAUUGCAGACCUCAUCUCCGUUGACUCCAAGUGCCGGCGCCUCCGCUCCUUCGAAUUUGGCCGAAACGACCUGGAUCAAGAGGCGCUGCGCUUGAUCAUCGCUGCCUGGGUCGGAAGCGUGUGGGCCCUGCGCGAAGAACUCAGUCUCUCGGAGCUCAAGACGCUGGCCGCUGUCGAGGGCGAGCGCGACUGGGAUCAGCUUGUCGCCAGGACCGAGAGACGACCGAACCGCAGGCUAACAGUGCUCGACCUGGAUGUCCGCGUCCCGCGACUGGGCGGCGAGAUCAACAAGCGCGACCUGCCGAAAGGCACGCUACAAGGCUUCCUGAGGCAAGGAUCACCGGACCGAAGGCGGCACGUCAUUCGCUAUUUGCGGCGUCAGUACGGCAAGGGGCUUGGGGUGGCGCUCCCCAAUCCCGAAUCUACAGCCACGCAGGCGGAGGCGGUCAGCGAUGCGCGUUCCUGCGAGGCCGAGCAGCACAGCGACGAUGGAGACGACGCAGCCGCCCUCACGUUCAUCGCCGAAGCAGGGGGCGAUCCGACGGCGUGGGGCGAGGAGUUCGCCUAUGUCCUCGCCGUCGAUUCGGGCGUCCACCUGGUCGACUACGAUUCCAUCACGCUGGCUAUGGAGACGGUGACUUCUAUCGACAAGGCCGAUUUCCGGAAGGCGGCGCUGUACGUCGUCAAGGCUGCCAGGGUCCUCGGGUGCCGUGCCAGGCAGCGUCCGGCCUCGGAAAUCGGCCACGGGACGCCGAGCCUGGCGCGGUUCUGGAGCUUGCCGCCGGAGCUGCAGCUUCUCGUCGUCCGCAAUCUCGACUCCGAGGGCGUGCUGAGCGAGCGGCAGUUUCUCGAGGUCGUCAGCUUCGCACAGGAGCCGUCGACGAUUGGCUAUGGGAGGGCCGACUUUGACUGGACCAAGGUGCUCGAACACUCGCCCUAUGCGUCCGCGCCCUCGGCACCGGCGAUGGCCCAGGCUGCAGCUGCACCUCGGUCCCGGUCGCCAGCGCAGCAAGAGGGGGGCGCACCGUGUCGGCUUCCCUGCCACAGGUGGUCGUGGGACGACUGCUUCAAGCAUCGGUGCAGGGCGCUCGACUGGCCCACGGUCGACCUGCAUCCGUGCUCCUACGACCUGCCGGGCGCUGGGCCGGACCUGGUGGCCUUCUGGCGAGCGACGUGCACGGAUUCGCCCGACCCGCUGGCGAAGUUUGUCGGAGAGGCGCUGGGCCCCGUGACCGAGGCGGAUCUCCUCGAAGGUCAUGCAAAGGAAAUGGCCGAGGCCUCGCGCGGGCCCUGGCCUUUUGCAGACAGAGAUGGCUGGGACUAG
Molecule: messenger RNA, 2187 nt
Organism: Pseudozyma flocculosa PF-1
Lineage: Eukaryota; Fungi; Basidiomycota; Ustilaginomycetes; Ustilaginales; Ustilaginaceae
Exons: 1
Coding region: 1-2187 (728 amino acids)
Source: RefSeq, a predicted model, not a curated record